AUGAUGGAAAUCAAUCAAGUCGCAGUCCCGGCUGUCUACGUCCUCAUCUUCUUCCUCGGCUAUCCCUCACAAUGGCUGUUGACGCAGUUGGAACCCGCUCCGCUCACGAAGAAUGAACUCAUCGUAUCGAAUGUGAUUUUGGUCUUGAUAUGGAUUACGUACACGAAGAGUGUUUUCGUUGAUGCCGGAACCAUACCAAAGGAUUGGAUUGCGAAGAAAGAGCUAGGUGCCGAAAAGGGAGAUGAACAUGGCGAUACAUCUGGCAAAGAGACAGGUCUGGAUAUCGCAGGGAAGAGCCGGAAAUGGUGUCGGAAGUGCGACGCCGCGAAGCCACCUAGAGCGCAUCAUUGCAAGGAGUGUAAAAGAUGCAUCCCCAAAAUGGACCACCACUGCCCCUGGACCAACAACUGCGUCAGCCACACCACUUUCCCGCACUUCCUGCGCUUCCUCCUCUACACCACCUUCGGCCUCUCCCUCCUCCAAUAUUUCCUCUUCAUCCGCCUCUCGCACCUCUGGUCCAAUCUAGACAUGCCCUCCUACCUCGGCCCCACGCCCUUCCAACUAGGUCAUCUCUUCGCCGUCCUUCUGACAAACUCGAUCACCCUGUUCAUCCUCGGCGUCCUCCUACUGAGGAACCUCUGGUGCCUAGCCAUCAACCAAACCACAAUCGAAGGCUGGGAAAUCGAACGCCACAGAACGCUUCUACGCCGUGCGCGCCAGUAUGGCGGUUACCUACCUAGUCCCGACGGAACCAAGAUACGCAUUAAGAAACAGGAGUUCCCGUACGAUAUCGGUAUCUGGUCGAAUAUCGUACAGGGCAUGAACUCGAGUAUGCCGCUGCAGUGGUUUAAUACCCUGGCUCCGACACCUAGUCUGAGCAGUGGACUAUCUUUUGAGACGAAUGGCUUUGAGGACGAGGGCACGGUUUGGCCGCCUCCGGAUCCGGAUCGGGCGUAUAGGAGGAAUGCGACGGCGGUGAAUGCGGAUGCAUUUCGGUUUGCGGAGUCGGAGUUGAAUGCUGAGGAUACGGUGGCCGCGUUCAAGAUGAGGCAGGCGGAGGAUGCCGUGAGGAGGCGGAGACCGUAUGCUGGGGCUGUGGAAAAGGAUGCGGUGGAGGAUGAGAUGGAUGGGGAGAUGAUCAGGGAUGAGGAAGACUAUGCGUAUGGGGAUGAUGCUAGUGAUGAUGUCGAGGAAGAGGAGGAGGAAGCUGACAGAAGAAAGGGUGGUAAAGGGCGGGAAGGGGAGGCAGCUUGGCGAAACUCAGAGGGCGAACGGCUGAAGGAUUUUGGUGUCGAUGAGGAUGUGGAGUUUUACGACGAACAGGACGAUGAUGUGCCGCUGAGCCAACUCAUUGCUCGGAGACAGGCUGCAGCUGUGAACAGCCAGUAG
Molecule: messenger RNA, 1389 nt
Organism: Alternaria metachromatica
Lineage: Eukaryota; Fungi; Ascomycota; Dothideomycetes; Pleosporales; Pleosporaceae
Exons: 1
Coding region: 1-1389 (462 amino acids)
Biological process (GO): protein targeting to membrane; peptidyl-L-cysteine S-palmitoylation
Cellular component (GO): Golgi apparatus; endoplasmic reticulum membrane; endoplasmic reticulum
Molecular function (GO): protein-cysteine S-palmitoyltransferase activity
Source: RefSeq, a predicted model, not a curated record